UCCAGAAACUUGCACAUAUGAAACUUUUUUCUGCUUGCGUCAGAGAGGCCUCAAAAGCCUGUUCAAGUUGGUGCUCAAAUCCUUGUCUUCGCCUGCCGGAGGCCCCUACUCCCACUUCCGAGUUUACUAGAACUGCCACCACUCCCAAGCAAGAUUUCUUUUCUGCAAUUUGUUCCUCAAUCCGACCAGACACCUCGUUUACUAAUCACGAAUCUCUCCCUCCAUGGAGAGAAUUGUAUUCCGACCUUAAAAAUUCCUUCCGGCAAUACUCAAAUACAGAUUCGGUUGACCAAAUUAGAUCACAAGAGUACUAUCAUCUCUCUCUCUCAAAUCAUGUCUGCCUGGACUACACUGGCAAUGGCCUUUUCUCACAUUCCCAGCAACAGAAUUUGUAUUCUGGAGCUGCAAUUGCCUCUACUUCUUCAUCUCCUCCACCACCACAAGAUUCUACCGCUUCAGAAGUACCUUUUUUUGAUAUUUCAUACAAGUCCGUCAAUUUGAUCUCUCUGCUACGUUACGGUGGCGAAAAAUCAGAGUUUGAAUUGGCAAUGAGAAAAAGGAUCAUGAAAUACAUGAAUAUCUCUGAAGAUGAUUAUUCCAUGGUUUUCACUGCUAACCAGGCCUCCGCUUUCAAGCUUUUGGCAGAUUCAUAUCCCUUCCGGACUAAUCACAAACUUCUUACAGUCUAUGACUACAAGAAUGAAGCAACAGAAGCAAUGAUUGAAAGCUCCAAGAAGCAUGGAGCCCGAAUAUUGUCAGCUAAGUUCUCAUGGCCUAGUUUGAGGAUAAAUGCAAAAAAGCUUAGGAAGAUGAUCCGUAAGAAUAAGAAGAAGAAGAAGAAGAAGAGGGGGGGAUUAUUUGUCUUCCCCCUGCAGUCAAGAAUGACUGGAGCAACAUAUUCUUAUCAAUGGAUGUAUAAAGCGCAAGAAAAUGGUUGGCAUGUCUUGCUUGAUGCAGACGCGUUAGCAGCCAAGGAGAUGGAGACGUUGGGGCUAACUCUGUUUCUUCCUGACUUUAUCGUCUGUUCAUUCUUCAAGGUGUUGGGGGAAAACCCUUCUGGUUUUAGCUGUUUAUUCGUGAAGAAGUCUAGUAUCUCAGUGCUAAACAAAUCCUCCACAAGCAUUGGUGUUGUCAGUCUUAUCCCAACAGGAAACCUUUUUAGACAAUCCACUAUCUCUGAAACAGAAAGUAAAGAUCAAAUUGUGACCUUAGGAAUGUUGUUCAGGAGAGAGGAAGCAGGAUUGCUUAGCUCAUCCUUUAGCUCAAGUGAAGAAGCCUUUGAAUUGCAGGAAGUUAAAGAAGAUGGCAGCAAAACUCAGGAGGAACCAUCAUUUUCCGAGUUAUUAAAAUCAGAUAAAAGGGUUGUCUCAAAUGAUGCAAGUCCCAGUGGUAUAAGAAGCUCAGAAACGAUUGAAUGCAGGGGAUUAGAUCAUGCAGAUGAAGUAGGCCUAAUUGUGAUCAGUAGCAGAAAUCGGUACCACAUAAACUGGCUAGUAAAUGCAUUGCUGUGCCUUCGACAUCCACAUUCAGAAAAUGGGGCAGCCUUAGUUAAAAUCUACGGACCAAAAAUAAGCAUUAACCGAGCACCGGCUGUGGCUUUCAAUGUAUUUGACUGGAAAGGAGACAAAAUCGAUCCAAUUCUUGUACAGAAGUUAGCUGACCGAAACAAUGUUUCUCUUGCAUGCGGAUUCUUGCAGCAUGUGUGGUUUGAAAACAAUUAUAAGGAAGAGAAGCAGAAAAUAUUAGAGAAGGAAAACACUGAAAGAAGAGAAGUGGAGCACAAAAAAAAGGGAGGUCAAUUUGAUUCGGAAAUUUCUGUUGUCUCAGCUUCUGUCAGGUUUUUGACCAACUUUGAGGACUUGUAUCGGCUCUGGGCUUUUGUUUCCAGGUUUCUUGAUGCAGAUUUUGUGGAAAAAGAAAGGUGGAGAUACAUGGCUCUUAAUCAAAAAACGGUUGAGGUGUAGACUAAGUUAUCAACUUUUUGAUUCUUUUAUGCUACCCAGAGAAGAAGUUGUUCAUACUUUCCAACAAUUCUUUCCCUUGAUUUCACACAUGAAUUGUUUACUCCUAUGAUUGCCUGACUACAAGAAUAUACUUCAGAAAUUCAGCAAUGAUUAAUUACAUUUGGUAGCAGAAGCUUAAUUCUUGUCAUUGCUCAGAAAUGCCAGCUGAAGAAGGAUGCUCAUGAGCUCUAACACUA
Molecule: messenger RNA, 2200 nt
Organism: Coffea arabica (coffee)
Lineage: Eukaryota; Viridiplantae; Streptophyta; Magnoliopsida; Gentianales; Rubiaceae
Source: RefSeq, a predicted model, not a curated record